Molecule: messenger RNA, 2879 nt
Organism: Salvia splendens (bonfire salvia)
Lineage: Eukaryota; Viridiplantae; Streptophyta; Magnoliopsida; Lamiales; Lamiaceae
Product: sodium/calcium exchanger NCL2-like
Exons: 9
Coding region: 190-1446 (418 amino acids)
Biological process (GO): intracellular calcium ion homeostasis; calcium ion transmembrane transport
Cellular component (GO): membrane
Molecular function (GO): calcium:proton antiporter activity; calcium ion binding
Source: RefSeq, a predicted model, not a curated record
GAGGCAGAAUGACAGAGUUACUGAUUCCUUGAGGUGGUGCUGCUGCUACUUAAUCAGAUUAACGUUUCAACUCAUCAAAAUCAGGAGUCUCAUCAUCGUCACAGUGAAAUCAAAUGUAUUAGGUGGGAUAUCAAAUCAACGGUGCUUUCGGGAACCAAAGAGGCUGCUCAAGAAAGGGCAGCUCUUGGCAUGGGAUUGGUUGCUGGAUCAACGGUUUUGAUUCUGACUUUCAUAUGGGGCGUUUCCAUUAUCCUUGCCAGCUAUGAUCUCUCAGAAGCUCCCACUCUUGACAAAUCUGGAAGCCAGAAAACCACACCACAAGGUUAUGGCAUUGUUACGGAUGCCGAAGCAAGCUACACUUCACGGAUAAUGCUGAUACCCUUGCUUCCUUUUCUCAUCCUUCUGCUAGCACAGGCUUUCAGUUCAUCAUCAGUGAAGAGAGUGUUUCUUCUCAUUGCACUCAUUGUCUCAGUUUUGUUGCUUUUCGGCUUCAUUUUGUAUCAGGCAUUCCAGCCUUGGAUUCAGUCUCGUAGAUUCGAGUACUUUAUGAGCAAAUAUGCGAAGGACAAGCUGCUCAGACUCUUGUCCAGGAACGGCAGGCCUGAUACUCGGAAAAUACAAGACCUGUUUAACCAAAUCGACAAGGACAGAAGCACGUCUGUAUCAGCAGCAGAACUCAGAGUGCUUCUCUUAGGUGUGAGGCUGGAUGAAGAUGAUUUGAGCACAGACAGGGAUGUUGAGAAUGUGUUGGAGUCUUUUGAUACCACCGGAGAUGGACGUAUCAACCAGGAAGAGUUCAUCGCAGGCAUGACCAAAUUACUCGAUGAUCUGGCUGAGGAGAGGCGAAACCGCAUCAAAGGAAGCAGAGCCACCAAUUCUCAGGCAAGUGAUCCAUCACAACAGGGCUUGUUAGUUAACAGCAACACCUCGAACGUAAGCAAAAGCCAAAGUUCUCAAACCACUUGGCUGAACUAUCUGCAAGCUCUUUCCUUGGUGAUUCUUGGGAUUGCAUUGAUGUCUGCUUUCGCAGAGCCACUGAUCACCAGUGUCGUGGGUUUCGCCACAGCAGCAUAUCUGCCUAAUUUCUCUGUCUCAUACUUGGCAAUACCCUUAGCUACGAACUACCGAGUUGCAGUGCAAGCAUUUGCUUCAUCCGGAAACAAGUCACAGAACUCCAUUUCUUUGACACUCUCUACACUUUACAGUAGCGUGUACAUGAACAACGUGGCGAGCUUGAUUGUGUUCCUUGCACCAGUUAAUGCUCUGAAUCUGUCUGUAGAUGUCUUUGCAGAAGUUCUGGUAGUUAUCACGAUGAACACUGUGAUGACGGCUCUGACAGGCUUCCGCACCUCAUUUCCUAGCUGGUUGGGUUAUGUCGUUGUGAUGUUAUACCCGGUUUCUCUGGCAUUAACCUAUGUUCUUACUUAUGUUCUAGGAUGGCCUUAGAAAGACUGGUUACAAUUAUUUGUGUAAAAUAUACUCCAUCUGUUUAUUUUUAGUUUUGGUGUGAGUAAAUUUCUUCAUUGUAAUAAUACUAAGUUGUUAGUGUCAGUCAUUGAGUAGAAAACAUUCUACAUUCACGAGAUUCAGUCCGGGAAAGUAGAGGUGGAGAAAGGCUACGCUAUUUCAGAAAUGUUGAAAACAUUUGAUCUCAGCAGAGAUGGAAGGAUUGAAGAAGACGAGUUCGUAGAGGGAUGCUCGAAAUGGAUCAAUGAAGCUGCGGAGCUAGCUGGAAAGGGUGACUCUGAUGCAGCAGAAUUCUUGCGAGAGGCAAUUCGCAGGAAGAGAAGAUUUGAAAAAGGCUGAAAUUGAGCAUCUAAUGGCAAGAAUACUGAAGCAUGCACACAGUGAAGAGCUUGAAGCAGAACAGCUUGUAACAGAUGACGGAAAGCCUAAUAUUGAACGAAUCAAAGCUCUGUUCAAGCAAUUUGAUACAGACAGAAGCAGCUCGCUGUCGCGGCCAGAGCUGGAGCAGUUGAUCCACACUACAGUCACCAAAACUGGAGAUUCUCAACUGCGUCAUGAAGAAAUGGUGAAGAAGUUCGUGGAAGAUUUCGACACGGAUGGCGUGACGAGCAAGAAUUCGUUCAUGGCAUGACUAAAUGGCUUAACAAAGCCAUGGACGUUACUAAAUGCAAAGAUACAAAGAGAUCAAUUGAUGAAUUUGACAAGAUUAUGUGGGGAGAAGUUGACAAUCUAGUGUAUGAAGUUGGUCGGAACGAGGACAGCCAUUUGAAGCUAUUGAGAUGGAGUUCAACAAAAUCCAUAUUUCAAGUGAUGUUAGGCAUUGCUAUACUGACCUUUCUCUCUGGACCUCUGAAGACCAGCAUCCAACACUUCUCACAUGCCAUCGGCGUGCCUGCCUUCUUCGUCUCCUUCGUUGUUGUCCCCAUAUGCUUGAAUGCACUCUCAGCAAUAUCAGCAAUAUUCCCAGCAAGCCAGAAGAGCUCAAGAACCUCUUCUCUGACAUUCUCAGAGGUAUAGAUUCGGCGUGGCUUCUUUAUGUCUUAGUAUCGUGUUUUAUUUCAUCAGUGCAUGCACGAUUUUAUCGUGGCAGAUAUAUGGUGGAGUGGUGAUGAACAACAUCAUGGGGUUGUCAACACUCUUAGCAAUUGUGUACAUAAAGGGAUUGGAAUGGGAUUACUCAGCUGAGGUGCUGACAGUUUGUUGGUGUGCGCAGUAAUUGGAGUUCUUGCAUGUUCACAAAUUACAUAUCCAUUGUGGACAUGCCUUAUGGCCUUUUUCCUCUACCCAUUCUCCUUGCUAAUGUAUUAUGUUUUCCAGUAUGUGCUAGGCUGGAAUUAAACUAGUACUAUGUAGUUUUCCUAUUUGUGUAAUUUUACUAUGUUCAGAAUAAAAAAAAGUAUCAUUGAUGAUUA